CUGCUAGAUCCUCUCCCAUCCAGAACACACAGAUGCUCUGUUGUUGAGUAUCUCAUGAGGGCCCUUCUUCAACUGCAGGUGAGAGCGUGACUUACUGUAAGCCAUGACGGUGAUGGCUGUGCAGAUGGGGGGCCUGGCCCUGUCGGUGCUGGGCUGGCUGGGCACCAUCCUGACCUGUGCGCUGCCCAUGUGGAAGGUGACGGCAUUCAUUGGCUCCAACAUCAUCGUGGCCCAGGUGUUCUGGGAGGGGCUGUGGAUGAACUGUGUGUACGAGAGCACAGGCCAAAUGCAGUGCAAGGUCUACGACUCGCUGCUGGACCUCUCCUCAGACCUCCAGGCAGCCCGAGCCCUCGUUGUGGUCUCCAUUGUGGUGUCCUUCCUUGCCCUCCUUAUUGCCAUCUUUGGGGCCGAGUGCACCAGGUGCGUCGAUGACAAGGGAGCCAAGGCCAAGAUCUCCAUCACCGCUGGGGCUGUCUUCAUUCUGGCCGGGAUUGGGCUGCUCAUCCCUGUUUCCUGGUCAGCCAACACCAUCAUCAGCAACUUCUAUAACCCCAUGGUUCCAGAGGCUUUAAAGAGGGAGCUGGGGGCUUCCCUCUAUGUGGGCUGGGCCUCAAGUGCCCUCUUGGUGUUUGGGGGGGCCACCCUGUGCUGCUCCUGCCCCCCCAGCCAAGAUGCGCCGUACCCCAUGAAGUACAAAGCGGUGAAACACUCCAGCCUGGGGAGCUAUGCCCUUAAGAACUAUGUGUGAGGAGCCCUGCCUUGCCCUCCCUGGAGACCCCCCUCUCACCCCAUCCCAUCCCACUUGCUUGCAGGGGCCCCUUCACAGCCAUCCAAACAG
Messenger RNA from Chelonoidis abingdonii (Abingdon island giant tortoise), 838 nucleotides. RefSeq names its product claudin-4-like. Gene Ontology annotation, cellular component: bicellular tight junction; membrane. The record is from RefSeq and is a predicted model, not a curated record. Gene Ontology annotation, molecular function: structural molecule activity. NCBI's taxonomy places the organism in Eukaryota, Metazoa, Chordata, Testudines, Testudinidae.